Chenopodium quinoa (quinoa) is the source of this 3759-nucleotide messenger RNA. Its product is annotated as zinc finger MYM-type protein 1-like. Gene Ontology annotation, molecular function: protein dimerization activity. The record is from RefSeq and is a predicted model, not a curated record. Bases 631 to 3183 code for a protein of 850 amino acids. NCBI's taxonomy places the organism in Eukaryota, Viridiplantae, Streptophyta, Magnoliopsida, Caryophyllales, Amaranthaceae. The transcript is spliced from 4 exons.
ACAGCCCAUCCAUGGAUAUUAUGGAGUAAUAAUUGAUAACUUUGAUGCACUCUUCUACCUCUUUAUUAUGAAGAUGUGACUAUUUUUUUUCUUUUUUUUUUUUUUUUUUUUUUUUUUUGAAGAUGUGAAAAUUUUACUUUAACAUGUGUACUUCCAUAUAACUAUUGAUAGAGAGAUUAUAUUGGAUGAAGCUGCAAUUUUGCACUACACAUAUGCAAGAUUCUCCGACUUAACUUCAAGGCGCGAUAGAUGCAAUUGCCAACCUACAGAAGAGGAUGUGAAACGAUGUUUCUGGUUGGAAUUCGAUAGAUCUGCAUUUAUAAUUGCUUCUACUGAAACGCAUGAAAGAAUGCUUCAAUGGUAUCGUGACCAUGUGGCAGGGGCGGUUCUGGGCCGGAGCGGGGUGUUCGACGGAACAAGGCCCCCAAAUUUGAGGGGCCCCAAAAUUCAGAUAUAUCGGUUGAUGAAUGGUUUUGAUGGAGUAUUGGAUUAUACAUAGCAAUUAGCGAUCUCGGAUCUGUCGAAUUCAAUCGUUGGCUUGUUACAAGCUUUUUCCGGUGAUAUUUUUCCUCUCUUAUCAAAUAUUUAGUGUAAUUGUGUUUAAAAUGUUUCGAAAGUAUCCAUCUGGGCAUGAAAAACGCAAUAAAAAAAAAGAAGGAAGAUCAAUUCAUUCAAUCACAAAAAGGUGCUUUAGAUAAGUUUUUUGUAAUAGUGCCACAGUCAACUGAAAAUCCUAUUGAUUCAGAGUUAAAAGAAAAUAAUGAUAAUGUUGGUGGUGAUAAUGUUAAUGUUGAUAAUGAUAAUGUAGAUGUGAUAAAUGACAAUGUUAAUGUUGAUGAUAAUAAUAUUAAUGUUGAGCAAGAAGAUGUGAAUCUGAAUAAUGUUAAUGAUUUUGAACAAAAUGUGGAGGAAAAUUCAGAUCAUAAUAUUCACAAUGUUGAAGAAAAUGAUUUUGUUUCUCGUGAUAUAUAUGAUCCAAGGAUAUGGGAAGCUCUUGAUCAGAAGUCGAUUGAUAUUUUGGCUCUCAAUGGCCCUAAAAGAGACUUAACCAUAGUGAAAGGCCCUAAAGAGAAAGUAUCUAGGAGAAUUACUUCAAAUUUAUAUACUAGGUAUUUGCCUAAUGGUGAAACUUGUGAUAGAGAUUGGCUUGUUUAUUUUAAAGAUAUUGACAAAGUAUUUUGUUUUUGCUGUAAAAUUUUCAAAAAGGGUAUCGGAAAAGGCAAUUUGGUAAAUGAAGGAUAUAAUGAUUGGUCACAUGUUAGUCAUAGACUUAAAGAACAUGAAACAAGUGUUGAUCACAUUUUGAACAUGGGUGCUUGGUGUGAACUAAGAAAUAGAUUGAAAAAUAAUGAAACAAUAGACAAAAUUACCCAAGACCAAUUUCAUAUAGAAAAGGAGUACUGGAAAAGUGUCAUUAUUAGAAUUAUUGCUAUUGUGAAGUUCCUUGGUAAAAAUAACCUUGCAUUUCGUGGGAAACAUGAAAGGUUAUAUCAAAGUAGCAAUGGAAAUUUUUUUGGUUUGAUUGAAAUGUUGGCUGAAUUUGAUCCUAUGAUUAUUGAGCAUGUUCGUCGUAUUGAGAAUGGGAUUAUUCAUCAUCAUUAUCUUAGCCAUGAAAUUCAGAAUGAAUUGAUACUCUUACUUGCUUCUAAAAUCAAUAAUGCUAUCAUGAAGAAAAUAAAAGAAGCAAAAUAUUUUUCUGUGAUGUUGGAUUGUACACCUGAUGCUAGUCAUCAAGAACAAAUGACUUUAAUUUUAAGGUGUGUUGACAAAUGUUCAAAUUCUUAUAAAGUGAAAGAAUUUUUUAUUGAGUUCUUACAAGUUAAUGAUACUACUGGUCUAGGACAGUUUAAAGUGUUAGAAAAUGUGUUAAUAUCUCAUGAUCUUGACAUAGAUAAUAUAAGGGGACAAGGAUAUGAUAAUGGUUCUAACAUGAAAGGUAAACAUCAAGGUGUGCAAAAGAGACUAUUGGAUUUGAAUCCUAGAGCUUUUUAUUCUCCAUGUGGUUGUCAUAGUCUUAAUUUAGUUUUGUGUGACAUUGCAAAUGCUUCUCCUAAAGCAAGGGAAUACUUUGGUAUAGUCCAACGCAUUUAUACUAUAUUUGUUGGUUCUACUAAGAGAUGGCAUAUUUUAAAAGAAAAUGUUAAAGGUUUAACUCUUAAAUCAUUAUCUGCCACUCGAUGGGAAAGUCGUGUUGAAAGUAUCAAAGCAAUCAGAUUUCAAAUACCUGAGAUACGUGAAGCCUUACUUGAAGUAGCUGAAGUAGCUGAUGCUGACAAUGAUCAUAAACUUCAAAGUGAAGCUAGAUCUUUAGCAAAUAAUGAACUUGGUAGUUUUGAAUUUUUGCUUGCUACAAUCAUUUGGUAUGAAAUUUUAUGUGCUGUAAACUUUGUUAGUAAACAAUUACAAUCCCAGGAUAUGCUGAUUGAUAUCGCCAUUGGUGAGAUUAAAGGGUUGAUUUCCUUUUUUAAAAAUUAUAGGGAGAAUGGUUUUUCAAAGGCCAUAGAUAUUGCAAAAAAAUUAGCUAUUGAAGUUGGCAUUGAUCCUGUAUUUCCACAAAGACGUAUAAUACGUAGAAAAAGACAAUUUGAUGAGAUAGAUGGUGAUGAAACACUAUUAUCUCCUGAGGAAUCAUUUAGAAUCCAAUAUUUUAUAUACAUUGUGGAUCAAACUAUUGCAUCAUUGGAAAAAAGGUUUGAACAAUAUGAAUCGUAUGAUAAUAUCUUUGGCUUUUUGUUCAAUUCUGAUAAGUUGCAUUCAAUGGAUGAUGAGAAACUUUUAUCUUCUUGUUUAGCUUUUGAAAAUGCUCUUAAGAAAGGUGAGGUUUCUGAUGUUGAUGGAGAGGAUUUAUUUGUUGAGUUAACAUGGUUUAGAGAGUUUUUACCCAAGGAGAAAAUGGGAGCAAUUGAUUUAUUGAAUUUUUUAAAACGAUAUACUUGCUUCCCAAAUGCAACAAUUGCAUAUAGGAUAUUACUAACAAUUCCUAUUACUGUUGCUUCUGCAGAACGGAGUUUUUCAAAGUUGAAGUUGCUGAAAUCGUACUUAAGGACGACAAUGUCACAAGAAAGAUUAAAUGGACUCGCAUUGAUGGCUAUUGAAUCUGAUCUUUUAGAUGAAGUCGAUAUGGAGAAUGUCAUCGAUGACUUUGCUACAAAACAUACAAGAAGAGCUACUCUUUUUAAGUGAUUUCUAGGAACAAUCAAACUUUGAUAUUUUGUAGUAUGAUUUGUAGCUUGGAUGUUAUGUUAUUUAAGUUGUUUUGUUUGCUGAUGAUCAGCAGCCUUUUUAGGCCCAAGGAUCAUGGCCACAUUGUGCUUCUUGAUCCUAAUUUUGUAAACCUUAAUCAUCUCCCUUUUAUUUUAAAAAAAAAUGAUGAAUUUUCUAAUGUAAUGAAUUUUUUUAUCAAAUAAAAAUUAGGUAUUAAAUUUAUGAACUAUAAGGCCCCAUUUUAAAAAGUUAAACAGGGCCCCAAAAUUUUUUUGCAAUUUUAGCCCCGGCACUGCCAUGUGGUGUGGGAUAAUGAUAAAAUGAAUCGUAAAUUAUUGAAAUAUGGUAUUUUAACUCGCAUUUAUACUCCCAUGGUAAGUCUUUACAUACCAAAAAAAAAAAAAAUUACUUUGUGAUCUAUCUCGAUGUCUCAUUCAUAAAAAAAAGCUUUCACAGGUAAAUUAUUCAGAAAUUAAGGGAAUCCGGGAUUUUUGCUUCUAUAAUCUCAUCGGCACAAGACACUUCACCUUCAAUUGAAUGAAAAUAUUUUCUUCA